Messenger RNA from Raphanus sativus (radish), 2736 nucleotides. RefSeq lists its product as uncharacterized. Gene Ontology annotation, molecular function: nucleic acid binding; zinc ion binding. Bases 1 to 2736 code for a protein of 911 amino acids. The record is from RefSeq and is a predicted model, not a curated record. NCBI's taxonomy places the organism in Eukaryota, Viridiplantae, Streptophyta, Magnoliopsida, Brassicales, Brassicaceae. The transcript has 5 exons.
AUGGCUGAUGAACAAGGCAGAGAGGAUAGAGGAGAACCGGCAGCCCAGCAGAUCAAUCUUAAUCAAGUCCAAUUUGAGGCUAUGAUGGCUGAGAUAACCAGGAGAAUGCAAGUUAACUUCAAUAGAGCUCAACAAGCUAAUGAUGUUUUAGUUGAUGAUAAUGCAGGACAGGAGAGAGCAGCAGCUGUUGCUGGAGCUAGGAGAGCACGCAUUGGACCUAUAAGGGGAGCACGGUUUGAGGUUGGAGGUCAUAGGCUCUAUGGUGAGCAAGCUGAGGAUGAUGAAGCUGAUGAAAGUGAUGAUGAGUCUCAGGCUAGUCAGCACAACAGGCACCAUAACCGCAGGCGACCAGCUGAUAACCUAGGCAAUCUCAAGCUUAGAAUUCCUCCAUUCCAUGGUAAGAAUGAUCCUGAUGCCUAUCUGGAGUGGGAGAAGAAGAUUGAGCUAGUUUUCAAUUGCCAGCAGUUCACUGAGGAGAGGAAGGUUAGAUUAGCAGCCACUGAGUUUUCUGGUUAUGCUAUUAACUGGUGGGAUCAGAUUGCUACUACCAGGAGACGCAAUGGAGAGCCUCAGAUAGCUUCCUGGUUUGAGAUGAAAACUGUAAUGAGAAAGAGAUUUGUUCCUAAUCACUAUGGAAGAGAUCUCCACCAGAAACUAAGGAGGCUUUCCCAAGGUUCUAAGAGUGUAGAGGACUAUCACCAGGAGAUGGAGACACUCAUGUUGAAGGCUGACUUAGAAGAGGGUGUGGAAGCUACUAUGGCUAGGUUCCAAGGGGGACUUAAUAGAGAGAUCCAGGAUAGGUUGGAGCUGCAAGAGUAUGAAGAUAUGGAUGAGUUGUUGCACAAGGCAAUUUUGAUUGAGCAGCAGAACAAGAGGAAGAGCUCUACUAGAUCUCCAUACAGCUCUAAUUCAAAACCAGCCUACUCAAGAGAUGAGAGAUCAACUGAUAAGCCAAAGGAGGAAGCUUCUACAGCUAGCACCAAGCGUGAUGAUAAGGGAAAGGGCGUGGAUACACCUACCAGAACCAGGAACAUCAAGUGUUUCAAGUGCCAUGGCUUUGGGCAUUAUGCUAGUGAUUGUACCAACAAGAAGGUGAUGACUAUCUUAGCUAAUGGGGAAGUGAUAUCUGAGGAUGAAGAUGGCGACCAGGAGCUUGAUGAGGAUGGCGUGGAGUAUCCAGUCCAAGGGGAACUACUGGUUACUAGGAGACUUCUCAAUGUUCAGCCUAAGGUCAAAGAGGAUGAGCAGAGAGAAAACUUGUUCCACACAAGCUGUACAAAUGUGGCAAGUAAUGAGCUAGUGGAGAAACUAGGUCUUGAAGUGAUCAAACACCCUAAGCCAUAUCUGUUGCAAUGGAUCAAUGAUGAGGGAGGAUUAAAGAUCACCAAGCAAGUGAAAGUCUUAUUAUCAGUGGGAAAGUAUCAGGAUGAGAUCACUUGUGAUGUAGCACCUCUUGAAGCUAGCCACAUCCUCCUUGGUCGUCCAUGGCAGUAUGAUAAGAGAGCAUUACAUGAUGGCUUCACCAACAGAUACACUUUUGCUCACAAGGAGAAACAAGUGACACUGGCGCCAAUGACACCUCAAGAAGUACACCAAGAUCAAAUGCUUCUCAAAAGGAGGAGGGAGGACGCCAAGGCUGCUGGUAAGACCUUGCUACUAGAAGAAACCAAACAGGUAAGUAAACUCAACCUCUUUGCUACUGCUAAGGAUAUUAAAACUGCUGUGAUUGAACAAUCAAAUUUUAUUCUAGUAGUUUAUAAAGAAUUGUUGAGCUCUACUACUAACCUUGCUCCUGAGAUUCCAGAGGAGAUUGAGUGUCUUUUGCAGGAGUAUAAGGAUGUGUUCCCAGAGGACAAUCCCAUAGGUCUGCCGCCUAUUAGGGGAAUAGAGCACCAGAUUGAUUUUGUGCCAGGAGCUACCUUACCAAACCGCCCAGCAUACAGGACCAAUCCUGUGGAGACUAAGGAGCUUCAGAAACAAGUUAAUGACCUGCUAGAGAAAGGCCACAUCAGGGAGAGCAUGAGUACUUGUGCUGUACCUGUUCUACUGGUGGCAAAGAAGGAUGGGAGCUGGCGCAUCAAGACUAUGGAAGAACAUGUUAACCACUUGAAACAAGUUCUAGAUGUGCUUAGAAAAGAAAAUCUGUAUGCUAACUACAAGAAGUGUUCCUUUGGCACAGAUAACCUUGUCUUUUUAGGUUUUGUUGUGACUUCACAGGGUAUACAGGUUGAUGAGGAGAAGGUGAAAGCCAUCAGGGAGUGGCCGAUCCCUAAGUCUAUUGGAGAGGUCAGGAGUUUUCAUGGACUUGCUGGCUUCUACAGGAGAUUUGUGAGAGAUUUCAGUACAGUUGCAGCACCACUAACUGAAAUAAUCAAGAAGAGUGUAGGUUUCACUUGGGGACCAGACCAGGAAGAAGCAUUUCAAAUGCUAAAGGAUAAAUUAACCAGUGCUCCCUUACUUGCACUUCCUGAUUUUUCUAAAACUUUUGAAAUUGAAUGUGAUGCAUCUGGUAUUGGAAUUGGAGCUGUGUUGAUGCAGGAUAAGAAGCCCAUAGCUUAUUUCAAUCAUGAGUCUCUUAAGCAUCUCAAGGGGCAACAGAAGCUGAACAAGAGGCACGCCAGCUAUCCAUCUUUGCAGCCACACCAUUGCUGUAGAGAGUCGACCAUAGUUCAACAGAGUGCUAGUAGCCUCCUAGAACAACCUCUUCCAUUACCUUCAAGUGAUCCAGGAGCAUAA